Molecule: messenger RNA, 659 nt
Organism: Eucalyptus grandis
Lineage: Eukaryota; Viridiplantae; Streptophyta; Magnoliopsida; Myrtales; Myrtaceae
Product: ubiquitin carboxyl-terminal hydrolase 13-like
Exons: 4
Coding region: 90-659 (189 amino acids)
Molecular function (GO): protein binding
Source: RefSeq, a predicted model, not a curated record
GUCAACGACGCCUGACAUAGGUACUCGUGCGGAGUACCCAAUAAUAUUCCCUCCUCCUGUAACAAGCAGCAGCAGCCCAAUAAAGAGAAAUGUAUGCGCAAAAUGAUGUUAAUCGUGGAGAAUUCACGUGGAAGAUCAGCAACUUCACUCAGCUUACUGCACGGGAGCUUAUUUCUGAAGCAUUCAUAGUUUCUGGUUGUCGAUGGAGACUUCUGGUACAGCCCAAAGGACAAGACUCGAACCAUUUGGCGCUGUACCUCAGUGUCCAUGAUUCUGAGACGUUGCCAAAUGGGUGGACCAAGUUCAGCUUGAGUGUGAUUGAUCAAAUCAACAAUGCUCGAUCCAUUAGAAUAGAGACGCAAUAUAAUUUCACUGCGAGCCUGAGUAACUGGGGUUUCUCGAGCUUCAUGCCAUUGACUUUGCUUCAUAACCCUAGUCGGGGAUACAUAGCCAAUGACACUUUGGAGAUUAAAGCCGAAGUUUGCGUCUUAACAGUUACUCCUCCGGUGAAUAUUCAGCCAGCCAGACCAACUGAUAACUUUGACUCCUAUUUUACUGGUCUGGAGGAACUCAUCAAUGCUUCAGAGACUAAUGAUAAUAGCGUAGGAUCAAGUUCGUGCAGCCAAAAUGGUGCCUCGGGGCUGAAACUCCUAGCUUAG